UACCCGGAGGCUCUUUCCUUCUUUACGCUUUCAGCUUCUUCUCCGAUCGAGAAGAAGAGGGGAACCGGAAACGAAACCAGGCGGCCUUAUUUUCAAGAUUGGCCUAUUAUGGUAACGAAGGAAUUUACCGUGGACUUGAAUAAGCCUCUGGUUUUUCAGGUUGGCCAUCUUGAGGAUGCUUACCAGGAAUGGGUUCACCAGCCAAUCAUCAGCAAGGAAAGCCCACGUUUUUUUGAAAAUGACUUCCUUGAGUUUUUGACACGCACUGUGUGGUGGGCCAUUCCAACCACAUGGCUACCAGUUGUAUGCUGGGGUUUGGUGACAUCAUUCCACAUGGGCCAAUCUCCAUCCCAGCUUGCUCUGUCGGUUCUGUCUGGAGUAUUUAUAUGGACUUUUAUUGAGUACAUUGUGCACCGAUUUCUUUUCCAUAUCAGGACAAAGAGCUACUGGGCAAACACAGCACAUUAUUUGCUUCACGGAUGCCAUCAUAAACAUCCAAUGGAUGGCCUUCGCCUUGUUUUUCCCCCAGCUGCGGCUGCUAUUCUUUGCAUUCCAUUAUGGAACCUGACCAAACUCGUAGCGAAGCCCGCCGCAGCCCCUGCCUUAUUUGGUGGGGGUUUGCUCGGUUAUGUGAUGUAUGAUUGCACUCACUAUUACCUGCACCAUGGAAGGCCUUUCAGAAACCCAGCUAAACAUUUGAAGAUUUAUCAUAUGAAUCACCACUUUAGAACUCAAACAAUGGGAUUUGGAAUUACUUCUUCGCUGUGGGAUGGAUUGUUCAGGACAUUACCUCCUGCACUGAAGGCCUGUGAGAAGAGCAGCUGAAUAUUUUAGAUUGAGAUUUCGGCUGAAAGUGUUCCUAUAUUCCGGAACCAUAGUUGAAGUUUCGCGUAGGAGAAGAGGUAUUAGAUUGGCCUUUGUAUUUGCUACGAUUAGAAGCAGCCAGUGCGAUGAUAUUUGGUUGCGAGACAUUACCUUCUUUAAUUGCCUCUUGAGCGAAGGUGAGUUCUUCACUCCAUAAGAAUGUAUAGAGAUCAUCCAAGUUUAUUGGUGUGUGCGAAUGGAUGUCUUGAAGGC
Messenger RNA from Phalaenopsis equestris, 1077 nucleotides. Its product is annotated as dihydroceramide fatty acyl 2-hydroxylase FAH2-like. The coding region runs from base 109 to 825 and encodes 238 amino acids. Gene Ontology annotation, biological process: lipid biosynthetic process; fatty acid metabolic process. Gene Ontology annotation, molecular function: fatty acid 2-hydroxylase activity; iron ion binding. The transcript has 8 exons. The record is from RefSeq and is a predicted model, not a curated record. NCBI's taxonomy places the organism in Eukaryota, Viridiplantae, Streptophyta, Magnoliopsida, Asparagales, Orchidaceae. Gene Ontology annotation, cellular component: membrane; endoplasmic reticulum.